GCAUUAAUCGUCCAAUUCGCUUCUACAUGUGUCAUAUUCUCUUCCGCUGAGUGAUAUUAAUCCUCUUCCUUUCAUUGGUGUUCCGGUGCCGUCUUUUUGCCCUGUCGAUAUGAACAGCGGCUGGGCUCAUCCUCCGUGAGAGUAUCGCGUUGCAUGCUUUGUCGAGGUUGCGCGACCGCCCUCUAUCGGUCUCACGUCGCGUUUUCCCGCAAUUCCCGCUCAGUUCCGACGUCCCGGCCUUGGAAAAAUGUCUGUCGGAGCUACUCUGCACGGGCAGAGGCCUCAGUCUCGUUGCAAAACGAGGUUGACCAACCAACGGAAACAGUGACGGAUGCAGCGGGUGGCCCGUAUCCCAGGAAACGGAUUGCUAGCUAUCACCGACAUGGGGCGGAUAAGGCCAUGAAUCGCGGUCACCGAAUUAUUAGCCUGCACCGGUACAAGACGGUUGAGAUCGUGAGAAAUGAAGCGCCGGUUACGGAUCCUAGCCGACAUGUUACUCUCGGGCGCCAGUACAAGAGGCUCGAAAUCAUAGGAGAUGAAGCGCCGUUUACUCCCAACUCCAUUGGCCACUCAAAGCAUGAGCUCAAUAGCGCUACCCCCGUCGCAAAACUCGAAAGUCGUAUUCCGGCCACAGAUCCCGAAGCUUCAAACAAGCGCCAAUCGGAUACUCCGAUAGUAUCGUAUAGCGUUGCCGAACAUUCAGGGGAUCUCGAAAGCUCAAAUGAGCGCGAAUCGUAUACUCCGAUAGUCUCGCAUGCUGUUGCCGAACCGUUAGAAGAUCUUGAAAGCUCAGGCGAGCCUGGAUCGUAUACACCGAUAGUCUCGCAUGCCGUUGCCGAACCUUUAGCGAAUCUCUUGAAUCCGCGGAGAAUUGAGGACAAGGGUGGUGACUUGGACUAUCUCAGUAGAGCACUUGUCAUUUUGCAGGAACAACACAUCCUUCCCAAGUACAUUCUGCCUGCCCCAACAAAAUUUUCCGAAAAGGCCGACGUCGUGCAUCGCUACGAUACUUUGCGCUCUAGAGACAGACCCGCGAGUAGAAAGUGGGUGUUGGCAUCGUACAUUCAAGCGAUGAGCCAAGUGGUUCCAAGGCGCGACCUUCUGGCGGUGGACUUCAGAACGGCGAUAUGGCCGCAUCACGAGCAAAUUGCGUCCUACCUAUCGAAGGCGGACUUACCUUGUCUUGCCUUGGAGGGGCACGAUGCCACUGAUCUGUUCAACUGGGCGACGAUUUUGCUGUCAAGACGUCCAGGGCGUGAAAUAAUCGAAGGCAUGACGAGACCCCCUCUCGAAGCGUCUGGCCCAAGUCGGACUCGGGUUCCGGUAUUCGUCCUGUUAGCGGUGCUUCGACGUCGCAAACUUCACCCCGACUGCAUCUGGGAUAUCUUGCAGUAUGUGUCGGCGGCUUUCGAUGACGCCCAUGCGUUGCAUAAGUCCGAUCCUAGCGCCACUCGCACAUUGUCUCGGCAGAAUCGAGCCACGGAGAUUUUGGGGAAAUAUCACAUGCUUCUCAUUAUUGGAAGGCUUCUGCGUCAUGCGCGUCAAGUGCAUACCACUCUUCUUUCCGACAUCGCUGGACUCCUUUGUCGGCACUUGGAUUUUCUGCAGCAAAUUUCCACGCCUCAAGUCCACGGUCCACCUGUUGCUCAAGCCCUUCAGACAGCAACGUUCUUGUGUAAUAAGGUUCUGAAUGCCCUGGCAAUCACGCCGACGACUCACCCACUCCGUGAUUCUUUUGCAGCUGAAAAUGCACAAUUCACCAUCCUUGAGAGGAUGGCAGGGUUUGCUCCGCCUCUGAUCGUCACUUCAGAAGGCUACAAAGCCGUGAUCGCAGUCUUGCUACGGAGACCGAAGACCGAAAGAGAACGCGAUUGGGCUGCAAUGAAGAAAGGGAGCUGGCCGCCUUGGAAAGAAGACCGGACUGGACUAGAUGAAUACAAGAAUGCGGCGUAUGGCACGUCCCGAGCCGGGGCCGCUUUGCUCCGUAUGAAAGAGGCCGGGUGCGAUACGGGCGAAUGGGGAAUGCUCGCCCAUCUCUUCGCGGGCUGGGAUACGGACAACACCCCUACUAUGCAGGUUCGAGCGAAGUUGCCGAACACAGACAGGAAGCUACCGGAACCCGACCAUUCCAUCGCCGUGCAGACCGGCAUUUGGGCCGCGCGAAUCACCGCGACGAGGACAUUGAACGAAGCGUGGGCUUCGUUCUUGGCAUUCAAGUCCAGCGGGACGUAUGCUCCGAGUUUGUCAGUGACCGGAUCCGACGUGUACGAGGCCAUGCUUCGGAAGAUUGUCGCGCAGGAAAACGCGAAGAUCGAAAAGUCCAAUACCGCCGAUUUCAGAGACCCGGCGAUGUCGUCGCAGUCCAUACCGUUACCCGGCGACGGCAUAGAACUUUCCCCCGAACCUGCGUCCACUCACGAGUGGACCUAUGUUUCGGCACCGCCUCCCUCUUCCAACGAACUUGUCGGCGAGAUGAUCGCCAAGGUCAGGGUUUCAAAGAAGUGCGCCCAGUUCAUUCUCGUCAACGUUACGGACGCUACGCGGCUUCAAAGCCUCCUUGAGUUACUCUUCGACGGCUCAAGAAUCAACGAAAUCAUUUGGUCAUCCAGACCCGAGCAUCAAAUGCAUUGGAAGGAAGUGCCCUUACCUGCCAUCAAAUGCGUUAUUGCUGCUCUCUGCCGAGUGCCUGCGGUGAAGGGAAUAUCGGACGUCAUUCACGGCCCUUCGGUCUCGAACAUAUGUCCUCCUUUACGCCUUCGAUCGCAGCACCCAGUUGUCCACGCUCUUCAUUUAUCAGCUUACUAUCCCCACUCGAAGAAGUUCGUGUACGCCAUGGUCCUUCGCUGCCUCGAAAAAGGCAACAACACGAAAGAUCCGGUCGGCAUCCGCGACCAUCCGCGGUCCCUUGAUAAGAUAUACCGGGUCGCACUCGCACGGCACGCUGCUCAGACCAUCGCCGUCGAACAAGAGCCUCUCGACCUGCCCGGCUUCUCCAGCAUUUGCAACAUACUCCAAGCAGCGAUCAUUCCGAGUCAUGACUUGUUGCGAUGGCUGGAAACCCACGACGCCCACGAACGAAUGAGCGAACAACAUCCCGCCAUCAUCGAGACGGCCCAGUGGAUCCUCGACCAUGGCUCGUUCUACAUCCGCGAAUUAUUCUACCGCGCCGUCGGGCAACCGCAGCCGCGAACCAGCCCAAAUCCAAAUCCGUCGCAGCGACCCGUUUCGCCCCGAUCCCCCACCCCGACUCUCUCCCGCCUCUACACCAUCCCCGACCCCGCCGACCUACACCGCCUCAUCCGCACCCUCGCGUCCUUCGCCGACCACGAAGGCCUCCUGUCCAUCGUCUACUGGAUGGCCGAGCACCACACCGCACUAUCCGAAAUCACAUCCAACUCCGUCGGUGGGCGUCGGCGCUUUCGCACCCUGCUCGUCGCAAUCCGCGUGUGGUUGGAGCGGCCGGCCGUGCAGAUGAUGGAUCAUAGGAACGACUAUGUGAAGGUGCUGCGGAUCUCUGAGCGGUUUGGUCGUGGUGUUCCGGACGAGGCGGUGUUGAUGGCGAGGGAGACGGUGGAGGGUGUGGAGGGGUGGGGGGGUUGGCCGGCGUGGGAUGAGGUGGUGCAUUAUAUCAAUCGGUCAGGCGAUAUAGGGCCGUAUCCCAAUACACACGAUAUACGACACUAG
Molecule: messenger RNA, 3684 nt
Organism: Eremomyces bilateralis CBS 781.70
Lineage: Eukaryota; Fungi; Ascomycota; Dothideomycetes; Eremomycetales; Eremomycetaceae
Exons: 2
Coding region: 154-3684 (1176 amino acids)
Source: RefSeq, a predicted model, not a curated record